AUCUUUCUUUUGUUUUGUUUUUGCUGCCUCACGGCCUACGUGGUCGUGUUUCCCGCGAUGCACCGCAUCUCUCUUCUCUCUCGGCUGUCGUUCUUACCCCUUUGUGCGAUUUGGCACAGAAACCUCCUUGGGGGCGGCCACUCUUUCUUCCUUUUCGGGAAGCGUGCCGGCCAACGGUGGCCGGCCCCCCUGGGCAAUAUUUCAAGGUAUGGGCCUUGCCGGCUGUGGCUUUUUCUUUCUUUUCUUUUCUUGCCUCCAGUAAGUUACAACACAAUCACACAAUAAACACAAUCACAACACCAAAAAAAGGCCAAAACCCACAACAGGCAAUGUGCCAUGCUUUCUAUAUUUAGUAAUAUAUAUAAUACAAAAUAAUAAAUACAGCCAGACUUUUGAGCUGCAAGGAUAUUCAGUGCAAUUCAACCAGACCAAUAAAAGAUUAACCUUCGAAAAAGGCGACCAGGCUUUGAAACAGUGAUACUACUCUGAAUCUGACCAACCAAAGAUUUCCCCUAGAUAGCAAGCACCCAGGCUUUGAACCACCGAGGCUAUUCAUUACAAUUCUACCCCCCUAAAAGGCAACUACCUAACCUUCCAAGCAGCAAGCCUAUUCCUUUCUAUUCCACCUCACCAAACAAGGAUUCCCAUAAGAAAAUGGCCAGGCUUUCAGGCUACAAAGCUAUUAUUCACUGUUAUUCCACCUACCUAACAAAGAAUUCCCAUACACCACAGCAACGCGUGGCCGGGCACAGUAAACUAUAAAAUUGUGCAAUAAAUCUUAGGAAAGGGCAAACGCUCUGCUGUUUUUGGGCGACCGUGCAUGCGCGUCCGCCAUUAACGAAUUAAUUUCGAAAAUAACGAAUUUUCGUUAAUUUCGAAAAAUUUUGGGGACAAAAUUCGUAAAUAGCAACAAAAACGAAAAACUGCCCCCUCUAGUUUUGAAACGAGUUUAGAAUCAAAUUUUUCAUGGAUCGAUCAAGCCUACUGGUUACCAAUAGAUAACUUUCUCAAAUUGCUAUAAAGCUUUUGGAAGAUGCUAGAUUGAUCUACCACAAUGCUUUGUUGGUUGUUACUUGACUCAUGUCUUUUAUAGAGAAGAUUUUAUCUCAGAAUGAUGGUUGCUUUCCUGUUGUCAUCAGUUAUAUGAGAAGGAUAUCUUAGCAUGUAGAAUAUGUAAUAUUUUCACUUUAUACAGCAUUUAGCCAUUUUCCAAUCUUUUUAUUGCGAACCCAUUUUGUUACAGGUUUAUAGUAGCACUGUAAAACCUUGCUUCUGAAAAAUAAAUUAUUGGCCUGUGAGGUCAUAAAAACUCUUUCUAAGCUGGAUAAUGUGUGUUUCUUUCAAUGCUGCACAGGACAUAUUUUAAGGAAUUAGCAUCAUGGGCUGUUUCUGGCUUUGUUUUAGUAGUAGGAGUAGAAAUAUCCUGCAUGCCAUUUUUGUUUCAAAAAACAUUUGGUUGAAUUCUGAGAGGAGGAAGAUAAUAAUUAAAAAGAUGCUUGAUAUUUCUGGUCAAUUCUGGGUGAUUCCUCCUAUCCUUAUACCAACCCAUAAUCCACCUCACAUUGUACAAAAAUCCUCUUGGUUUUUCAGGUAAUCUUUGUUGCUCAAAGAAACUCCUAGGGAGGAGAAAGAGAAACGUUUUUUCGACCUCAUCAGAUGGCUUACUUGACCCACCCUAUGCUACAUGUUCACCUCUUUCAGGAUGGAGCCCAUUACACAACGCAAGUGUACUUCAAGUUGGGCUCCAUCCAGAAAAGGAAGAGCAAGAGGUGUAUGCCACUGCCACAGCAACAUGGGACCCUUGCAAGCAAUGGGGGAAGUUGGGCAGUGACACUUCCCCCAUGGAAUUGGGGGAAAGACAAGUCAUGCAAUGCAGGGCAUGGAGUGAUGGCUUCUCCACACCCUUGCUAGUAGCCCAUGAAUUCACCAUGAUGCGUAGCAAAUUCAUGGGCCUUUUUGAUGAGGUCCUUUAAGUUAAGCUACCUUAGGAUCCACUAUGUAUGGAUAUGUGUGUGUGGAGGGGAGAAGGCCAGUUAUACAGUUGUCUGUUUCUGAAUUAAGUAUAUUGAGAAGUAGCCACACACUUCUGGAAAGUUAUCAGCUGGAAAAUACCUUUUUAAAGUGUUAACAUUGCACUUGCUUAUUGGGCUUAAAACAAGUAACAUAACAGAGUACAUCUGAAAAUUCCAAAAUGUUAACAACCUAGAUCUAAAAACAGUGACAUCAAUUGAAUAUGUUAUGUGCCAUAUUUGAUUGCACUGUCUGCGGAUUUAAAGAUGGUGUUUGACUAGUCACAGCUUCACAGGUGUUUGCUGCAAUGGUUACUUCCUGGCUUAUUUCCUGUUUGGAGUCAGUCCAAAGGCACAUAAUAUUAUGACUAUCGAGUUCCUGGAAGCCCCGGUGGCAAAGUGUGUUAAAGCGCUGAGCUGCUGAACUUGCAGACCAAAAGGUCCCAGGUUCAAAUCCCGGGAGCGGCUUGAGCGCCCACUGUUAGCUCCAGCUCCUGCCAACCUAGCAGUUCAAAAACAUGCAAAUGUGAGUAGAUCAAUAGGUACUGCUCCGGUGGGAAGGUCACGGCGCUCCAUGCAGUCAUGCUGGCCACAUGACCUUGGAGGUGUCUACGGACAACGCCAGCUCUUUGGCUUAGAAAUGGAGAUGAGCACCAACCUCCCAGAGUCAGAUAUGACUGGACUUAACGUCAGGGGAAACCUUUACCUUUUAUCGAGUUCCUAGGUAUGUUAAACAGUUUUAAUUCCCAUGGUUCUUAUAGUUUAAUCUUUAACAAAUUAAUUCACUUUCACCCUUUUGUAGUUGGUCUCACAAGAUAGUUUCACCAGGCAGAUUUAGAAAAUUCUUGGAGAAUAGUUUCACUAAUUAGAUUUUAAGGGUCCUUUUUUAGUCUCUAUAUUUUCCGACUGAAAAAUACAGUUUACCUCCCAGAGAUGUUUUGUCCACAAAGUUGGUAAGCUUACAGCAGAUUUAAGGGUUUCUUUUAAUUUGUUUUAUAGUUCUUAUGUAAAUGUAGUCUUUUAAAGAGGUGAAUCGAAGUUUCACCUGCCUGCUUGACAGAGUCAUGGAGUAUGUGAUGUUUUCCCCUCCUCUCUCUCCUUCUCCUAUUUUAGUGGGGAUGAUGAGAUCCUUUCAGUCUUGAGGGGUUUGCGACAGUUGUGUCUCUACCUUUUCUUUCUGAAAAAGUAUUUCUCAACUCCAUGUGAUUGAUAGACCUCAGGGAUGUCCCAGUGCUCAUCCAACUCACUAAGACACUGCUGUUUUUGUUUAUUCGUUCAGUCGCUUCCCACUCUUCGUGACCUCGUGGAUCACUUCUAGCACCUCAAUAUUUCUAUAUUUUAUCAAUAAAAUUAUAUUGAAUCCCCCUCAAAAACAGCAAUUCAUUGAUAAAUAAUUCUUUUUAAAGUAACUGUUGUGAAAAAAUCCUGAAAAUAUAUUCUUCUCUCGUAUGUAGGCAAGCAAAUCCUGAAAUGUAAAAAAUCUCACUACAGUUAGCAAUAUUUUCACUUGGAUGAUUCAGUGUGUUGAGACAUCCUUUCUCAUCAAGGCUUGGAAAAUUUGUAAUUAUUUACAUCACUAGACCUAGGAGGAUCAACCACUAAAUGCUUGCUUUAGGAAAAAAGAUAUUCCAAGUCCUUCUGCCUAUGACUUUGGUGCCAGUGGAGCAGAAUACAAAAAACACUUUGUUCAUCAUAAUGUCCUAGUUCUUUUAUACAUCCUUCUGAAAUUUUCCUGUAUUCCUGACUAGGGAUACUUAUAAUAUACCUUACCGAAAUCUCCCUCCCCAUUAAAUAAAUAAUUUAAAAGUUCUUCAUGUGCUUUGCACUUCAUCAAGAUUUGAGAUACACAAAUUACAAUAAAAAAAGAAAAAGAGUGCUCUGUGGAAUCUGUGGCAAAUGAAUUCCAAUUCUUCAUUGCAUGUUUAGGGUGGUCGCUGGAAAAGCAUGGUCAAGAGACUUCAUGUGACUCCAAAUACUUUUCAUUGAAUACCACCUUAAACCUACAGUUUUAAACAGAAUGUGAAGUUAUAGUUGCCAUGAAUGAUUUGUUUUAUCCCCAAAUAGGUUUGUGUGAUCUAAUGAGGAGAAGAAAUGGCUCUUCCAUGGCUGCCUUUGUCUGAUAUAGAUCCUGAGGUUUUUCUGUAGGUGGACAAUUUUUUCUAAUUCUAACUUCUUAACAAUAGUCUUGGUUAAAAGUCUCCCAUCAUCCCCAAUCUAUUUUUUGUCAAGUCAACUUUCACUUUUGAAGUUAUUAAUAGAAUAGAAUAGAAUAGAAUAGAAUAGCUUUAUUGUCAUUGUACUAUUGCACACAAAAAUUAAAUGCCUUUCCCAGCACACAUCAUAAAACAACACACCAAUCCCUCCACACCCCAACCACCACUGCACAGCCCCCAAUGCCACAUCAAUGUGAAACUAUUGAGUUCAUCAUAGCUACAGGGCUGUGUAGAAAGGGCCUCAGUCUGUUUGUCCUUGUCUUUGUCAUCCUGUACCGUCUGCCAGAUGGCAAUAUUUUUAAAAAAGGAAAGAAUAUGUUGGGUGAGAUGGAUCCCCAAGAAUGCUCUGAGCUUUCAUAAGGCCGUGGGACCUUUAAAUUUCUUCCAAAGAGGGGAGAGGGCAACCAGUUAAAAUCUGUGCAGUAGUGGUGACUAGGCAUGUGCAAUCUGGGUAAACCUUGAUCCCUUUAGAUGUCCUCGAUUUCACUGCCCCCCCCCCCCCGAUCUGUUAUUCUGGAGCCUCCCAAAUUCAGGAGGACUGAAAUCCAUUUUUGAUCCAAAAAGUUGAAAGAUUCGUUUUCAAGCCGGUCUUUUCGGAGUAAUUUGGGGGGGGGGGGGUGAGACGCUUCCCAGGUUUAAGGCAAGGGCUUGAGGAAACCCCCCUUCCUGCUAUCCUUUCCCUUUUCUCUUUCGAGGAGACCCAAGUUUAAGGCAAGGGGUUAAGAAACUCCCCCUCCUGUGAUUCCUUCUGGGAUCCUUUCCCUUCUAACAGCUGCCUCCAUCUCCACACUCCAAAGAAAAUGGGUCUUUGAACCAACUGAACCAACCAUACCAGACGGAGACUUUCUUUGAAAAUGGAUCCAUGCACAAAUCUAGUGGUGACCCUUUAGCACUUACUAAACCAUACGCAGAUGCAGUAGGUUAGGACACUGUCUAUAGCACAGUGGUAGAAAGUUACCAGCAGUUUUUCAUUCAGUUGUUGGUUCCUUAGAAGUCUUAGGUAGUACAGUCUCUUCUGGGCCCUCUUAAUCAACACUGCCGUAUGGGUGCCCAGGUCAGAUCCUCCUUAACAGUGACACCCAAAAACUUAAAAACCACAGCACUUGGUCUCCAUUUAUGACCAAGGGUUCGAUUUUCGGUCUGUUCUUUCUGUCAUUCACUAUGAACUCCUUGGUCUUAUUGAUGUUAAGAACUAGAUUAUUAUCCCUGCACCAUGAGGGCAGCCAAUCCACCUCAUCCUGAUAAGCAGAUUUAUCCCUUUCAGAGAUAAGCCCCACCAUGGUUGCAUCAUCUGCAUAUUUGGUAAAGAUAUUGCUGUGAUGGAAGGGGACAGAAUCAUAUGUGUACAAAACGUUAAGCAGAGGACUCAACACAGAGCCCUUUGGCAUUUCUGUGUUGAGAGUAAGAUCCGAUGAGGUAUCUAAUCUAACCACUCUAUUAAAAGUAGAUUGUGCUGCUAAUGUUUGUCAUGCCCCUCUUAGUCAUUGCUUUUCACCUGGCUCUGGUAGGUGGAUUUUUGCAUGCCUGAAGUCCUCUUACCCAUGCUUUAGUCUAAUGACUUACCAUUGUUCUCAAUCUGGCAUUACAGAUGUGUAAUUAAAACAUCUCCCACAUGUUAAUUACUCACUGGAAUGCAUUUUGGUGGUAAAAAAGUGCUCCUCUUAAGCAUGUUACUUUCCUUAAAGGUUACCUUUUUCUUUUCUAUUGUAGUUUUUCUUUUGUUAAAAUCAGGAACAGAUCUGUGUAAAGUUAGGAGCACUUACCAUUGAACCCAUGUCUUCACAAUCCCACAUAAAAUAGAAUACGCAAAAAUUGGAUUUUUUUGUAAAAUAGUCAGUAGGCUAUAGUAAAUUGGUAACAUUUUGAAUAGUUUGCAACAAUUUUAAAGCCAGACUACUUUGUCACUGGAAAUUGUAUAUUACCUGUGAUUUUUAAAAUUGUGUUUUCACAGAGGGGAUUUGUAACAAGCAUACCAUACAAAUAUAAAGUUUUGUACUUAACUGUGUAAGCAGAAUAUUCCUACCCACCCCACCCCUUCACGAGUCUAUUUUUAUAGGGAUUGGAAAGAGGUUCACUAGUUUUCCACUCUGUGAAGACUGAUGUCUGAAGAAAUAGUUCCGAUUGGGCUCAAGGACAUUUCCCAUCAAAUUUAUAUAAUAAAUUUCAUCUUUUUCUGCAUAUUCUAUCCAUCUGAAUAUGCAAUAAUAGCUGAAGGCUCAUUUCUGGGAAAGAUCUAUUAGACUUUCAUCACUGCACUAGCUAAGGGGUUGCAGAUUUCUCAGGGAAGUUGAUGCUUUGCAGAGCAUAAAAAGAAAUUUCAACUUUAAAAAUGUUGGAUCUUGUUCUGGUCUUGCAUCUUUUUUAGCAAAUAUAUUUACUUUGCUUUGUUCCUAAAGCCUUAAAAUACUUCGGUGUUGUAAUAGAAGCAGAAGCGUGAUACUGCUUUAAACAUACAAUUAGCUUAUUUCACAUGUAAACACAACUCAGAAAAGAUUAGGGCAGUGGCCGGAAAAGAAAAGUGAAGCCAUGCAUAUUAUCUCACUUCCAUCCAUGAGUAGGCACAAUAUAAUUCAUGAGAGCUAGAAAACAUUUUGGGUCUGUGAAGAUGAGAAUUAUACUCUAUGUUAAUGUCCACCACUUUAGACUUCUAAAUACUGCUUAUUAAGGCAGCUUUUGACAUGCUCAUUGUCAGAAUCCAGGGUCCCCAUAAGUAUUGUUUGAAGGCACUUGUAGCUGUUAUGGUUUAAUUUCCUUUAUAUGAAUGGCCUGGAUGCAGUUCAAAAGGUUUUGAUUGAUAUGUGAUUUGUACGGUGCAAGAAUCUGCCUCUACACUCAGCAUUUAUGCCUAUAUAUAAUGCCUAUAUGAUCAAGUCUGGAACCUGAUUUUCCCCACUGUAAACAGAGCAGAUAUAUAUGAAAUAAAACUGUAGGAAAUAAAUGUGUUAUGCAGCUGGGGCCUUGCUUUGAUACAAUUGUUCAUUAUCAAACUUCAGUUGAAGAAGUGGUCAAUUUCUCCAGCUAUACACACAGAUUAUUUGUUUACAUAUCUUGUUUCAGAUUGUUAUGAGUUGGAAAGUCACAUUGUUCUAUGACAGCUGCAAUACUAUGUAUGCUUAUCUGGGAGCAAGUCCCAUUUAACUUGUUGGGACUUACUCUGAGGCCCCUUCUACAUUGCUAUAUAAAAUCCAGAUUAUCUGCUUUGGAUCCUAUCUGCUUUGGAAGUCUAGAAGGGCCCUGAGAAGUAAUGCAUAGGAUUGCACUGUCAGAUAAUUUAUUUGUCUUAUGGACAUUUGUAAGCAAGAAUUUAUCUCAUGAGAUAUGCACAAUUAGUAAAAAUGGUGAUUGGGAUUCAUCUCGUGUUAGCAGUAUGGAAUUACAGAAUAUAUUUUAUGCUUCUUUUACAGCUGAGUGUUACCCAUUUGGGAGUUCAUCAAUUUUUGAGUGUUUAUGUUUUAAAAAGUUCUAUUGAAAACGUAUUGUCUGACCUUGAGAGAUAUGAGUGUAUAGCAGUUUCUGAUGAACCAAGUGGUUAAUGGCAAGAUGGGAUUUUUACUUCUGUAAACAUUAUGGAACAAAGGUGGUCGACCAGAUUGAUACAUUGACUUCUGACCUUCAGUUGGAGGAUGAGAUGACGGACAGCUCAAAAACAGACACAUUGAACAGCAGCUCAAGUAGCACAACAGCAUCAAGCUUGGAAAAAAUCAAGGUGCGAGCCAACGCACCGCUCAUCAAGCCCCCAGCCCACCCAUCUGCCAUUCUUACAGUUCUAAGGAAACCCAAUCCCCCACCUCCUCCUCCACGGCUGACUCCUGUGAAGUGUGAGGACUCUCACCGGCCAGUUAUCCCUCCCAACCCUGUAAAGACUAAUGGGACUCUACUACGAAAUGGAGGUUUACCAGGUGGACCAAAUAAAAUUCCAAAUGGAGAUAUAUGUUGUAUAUCUAACAGUAACUUGGACAAAGUUCAAAUGCAACCUUUGAUGCACAGACCUGAAAAAGACAGGUGUCCUCAGACUGGAACACGGGAACGGGUACGAUUUAAUGAAAAGGUGCAGUACCAUGGCUAUUGUGCGGAUUGUGAUGUUCGAUACAAUAUUAAAAACAGGGAGGUUCACUUGCACAGUGAACCUCCCCAUGUGCCGGGAAAGCUUCCUCACCAAUGUCCUCCCUUACCACCACCACCACCUCCACUACCUCCUUUUCCACUAGAAAAUGGAGGGAUGGGAAUAAGUCCCAGUAGUAGCUUUCCCCCUCUCAGACCUGCAACUGUGCCUCCUCCACAAACUGCACCAAAACCCCAGAAGACUAUCUUGAGAAAAUCAACCACUACAACAGUGUGAUGUUAUCCCAUUUGGAAAACUGUUUUUUUUCUUCUUAUGUAUAAACAUAAAAGGUAAUGAGCACUUUCUACUCAAGCAAUAAAAAGCCCAAAUAUAUUGCAUCCUUUCUUCUAUGAAGUGGCAUAAAACUCAUGUGCUCCUUCAGGCUGGAAGGAAUGUCAAAAUUUGGAGGCAUGUUAACUAGUUUCCCCAUGAAAGAUUCGACACUGCAACUUCGUUCAGGCCAUAUAUCAUUUAUAAUAGGAGCUCUUCUUGGAGCUUGGAAGCCCUUGAGCCAGAGCACAACCAAUGGCUGGUGAAAUCUGCAUUAAAUGACCGGCCUCAUAUCCAACAGCUAUGAGCCAAGGCCUGACAAAAGCAGCAGCCUUAAGUACCCUUCAUGCUGACAGAAGAAGAAGGAGAAUUAUUUUAUUGCCCCAUCCCACUAACACAGCCAUCUCCAAAGCUUGCCAUUAGAGGAGCUCACUGCUAAAAAAAGAAAUUGAAAACAGCCAGUGGAAAUCCAGCUAGUGUCCAGAAUAGAUACAUGGAGCUAAAUAAAAGUUUGAAGCACUUAAAUCACUGCAGGAAAAACAACGUAUUUAGUCCCCUUUGAGAAGGUUGUCAUUUUGGAUGAAGAGAGAAGAUCACUGUUGUCUGUUUUGUAAAUUCAAAGCCAUAGAAGAAGAGAGGAUCUAUGAUUCUAAAAAUCCUUGGAAAGAGCUUGUUUCCUGUCUUCUGCCAAAAUAAUUCAGUUGUAAUAGAUUGCAUCUUAAUGCACUUCUAAUAUUUGCACUGUUGCUUCCAUUCAGGGGAAUGAUGUAGGCCAUCAUUUGCACAGAUGGCUACAUGAAAUAUUAGUCCACAAGAAAACGUGUCUUGAUGGGCUUCUAGAAGAAAUUGUAUUGAAUCCAUCUACGAAAAUAUAAGGCCCUUCUAUUCUUUCACAGUUGGAAUCUUACUCAAAAAGUAAAUUGUUGCUCCUCAAGACUGAGGCUAUUUUUGUUUUUAAAAAAAGCAUCCACAGGCCAGUCUGAAUUUUAGAGUGGAUCUAAUUUGUAAUACAUUUUGUAUCAUUGUAAGAAUAAAGAAAUUGAGUUGAGUAACUCACAUGGUCCUAAUGAACAUUGAAAAUAUCCUACCAGUUGUACAAGAAAGGGGAAAAACAUUUGUACUACAUAUUUGACACAUAACAUUUUUAUAGCUAGUUAUCUGUUCUUCAUAGGAAAUGUACCAGCUAAAUGGGCAUUUUCAGUUUAUUUUUCUAAAUAAAUGUGGUAUUUGUAUAAUUUGCAAUCACUUUAUUUUGCUGAUUUUCAUUGUAAGCCCAUAUCCUGCCCCUUUUACUCUCCUUCACUAUAAAGGGAGAUUUCGAGACAAGACCAAAACAUUUGUUUUGCCAUGUUAAAUCAUAAUGAUUUGCAGACUGAAAGCUUUAAUAUAAGAUGUUGUUUGUAGAAUUAUAAAAUAUAUUUCUACUGGAGAAUAUGUAUGGAAACCCAGAAAGGCUGUAUUUUAAUCUUUAAUUUCAACACAUAGGUUAUUUUUAAUAUUCCUCCAAAAGUAUUUGGUUAAUGUAGUUUGCUUAAAAGUUGUUGGAGAGGAUCUUGAUUCAGAUGUUUGCAAUUUUUCAACAAUGAUAGCCACAUCAGGAAUUAUGAGCCUGCAUGUACAUAACACAGGUCACAAUCCAACACUAGGCCUCUGCAUGCUCCAAGGACUCUGUUGUGAAGUUAGUACUAAUAAACAGGCUGGAAGAAUUGUACACAUAUGCUCCAACUCUGUGAUAGGAUUGAAUCUGUAGAGCAGGACAUUGUGUUACAGCGGGAGACCUUCUUCCAGAGUAUGUCAGUAGAGCAUCUAGUCAUCUGUGCUAAUAAUUGUGAAUAGUCAAUUUCUGUCCAUACCACACUAUAGAGGCUAGGAUGGAUACAGAAAGGGAUGGGUGGGUCAGCUGUGAAGUAGCUUCAUGGGCCCAGUACCUGCAUGCUGCCUGGUUGGCUUGACCCAAGUUGCCGGUAUUCACAGAUCUACUCCACUCUUUUUAGAGCUUAGGGGGAAAAAAUGACCAUUUUUGGACUACAGAUUUUAGAAGCUACAAGCCUUCAUGGCCAUUGGAUUUUGGGAGCUAUAGUCCAAAAAUGUAACUUUCCAACCCUGCUGUUUCUUUGCAUUCAGAUUGCUCUUGGAGAAAUUCAACUCCAUACCCCUAGAUCUCCAGCUCUGACCUAUGGUAAUGUGUGAUCAAAUAGCUGACCUAUAGUAAUGUAUGAUCACAUUUGCACCUUUGCCUUCCUGCAAAGCAAAGGUGCCAAUGCACAUCUACACUUCCUGCCACCUACAUAGAGAAGGGCUAGAUCAGGUGCAUGGUCUGCAGAUCAUUUUCAUGAAUAGGUUCAGUACUGAUGAAUCUAUAACUGAUGUGUUGUACGGAGUGCUCUUAUUUCUGAAUGCUUGCUAAAAGCAUAAUUCAAAACCUCUGAAUAUUGCUAUGGUCAUGUUCACAAAUGACACUUUUUUCUCAUGUGUCACUCCAGCGCAAUUUUGAAAGUGGAAGAGAGCCAUUGUGAAGUCAAAAUCAAUAUGGGGCUUUUGUUUGCAUUUUGGACAUAUAUAAUUCAAAUUCAGGUUCUAGAAUUCAAUUUCCUUAUAAGUUAAUUUGGAUACAAAGACAUUAUUCUUUGCACAUGUAUUUUAAACUUUUAAAUACAUGUUUUGAGCCUUUAAUGUUGGUUGUGUUCUCUUCACAACAAUAAGGGCUAGAAGCUUAAUUGGUUUUUAUGUGAAAUCUGAGGAAAAGACUCCCUUGCAGCCAUAUGACUGUGUGGUCAUUCCCGCUUUCCAUCUCAGAAGAUAAAACAAUUGUCAUUGUGGCCUGAUUCCUAAAUUACACAUGUGGCUUUUGGGUAGCAGGGAUAUAUUCUCAAAUUAUAAUACAUGGUGCUGUUAAAGAUGCCAUUGCUUGAUCCGUUACAAUCUGGAGAGUUAAAAGAUAAUACAUUGUCUGAUAAUCUUAACCACAAUCUGCAAACAGGAAGAGUCACUGUAUCCAUUCAAUGCAGUAUUUUGUUAUUAUCAGUUCAUAGAUUCCUUCAAUGCUAGAGUUCUUUUGAAUAAAAAUAUAUAUUUUCCUUUUC
Molecule: messenger RNA, 11677 nt
Organism: Anolis carolinensis (green anole)
Lineage: Eukaryota; Metazoa; Chordata; Lepidosauria; Squamata; Anolidae
Gene: prr16
Product: proline rich 16
Exons: 3
Coding region: 7755-8561 (268 amino acids)
Biological process (GO): positive regulation of cell size; positive regulation of translation
Source: RefSeq, a predicted model, not a curated record